CCUACAGUUCAAAGGCAUUGAACACGCGCAAAUCAUGAGCAUUCUGGGCGGUGAUGACCCUGGUAGCUACUUCCUCGAAAUGAAUGCCAAAGACUUGAUUAACAUGAAAGCAAAGAAUUCAAGGAUUGAUGAUGUGGAUGAUGUCCUAAAGACUGUCAACUUCUUUAGGGAGAUGAAAGCUAUAAAUAGGGAAUUCUUCUGUGACAUGCAACUCGAUGAGUCCGACAGAGUUAAGAACAUAUUCUGGGCGAACGCAAGCUGCCGAGGCACAUAUCAGGACUUCGGUGACUGCGUAACAUUUGACACCACGUACAAGACCAACAAGUACCAUAUGCCACUUGGGGUGUUUGUCGGUACUAACAACCACUUACAGACUACAUUCUUUGGUUUCGCCCUCAUAAGAGAUGAGGAUGCAGAAUCAUUCAGAUGGCUGUUCAAGACGUUUUUAAGGUGCAUGAGAGGGAAGGCUCCUAGAUGCAUCCUCACAGACCAGUGCCAGGCAAUGGCUUUGGCGAUCGCAGAUGUUUUCAAGAACACAAUACAUAAGCUAUGCCGCUAG
Triticum urartu is the source of this 559-nucleotide messenger RNA. RefSeq names its product protein FAR-RED ELONGATED HYPOCOTYL 3-like. The record is from RefSeq and is a predicted model, not a curated record. NCBI's taxonomy places the organism in Eukaryota, Viridiplantae, Streptophyta, Magnoliopsida, Poales, Poaceae.